This is a messenger RNA of Mycotypha africana, 1128 nucleotides long. RefSeq lists its product as uncharacterized. NCBI's taxonomy places the organism in Eukaryota, Fungi, Mucoromycota, Mucoromycetes, Mucorales, Mycotyphaceae. The coding region runs from base 1 to 1128 and encodes 375 amino acids. The record is from RefSeq and is a predicted model, not a curated record. Gene Ontology annotation, molecular function: N-acetyltransferase activity. The transcript has 2 exons.
AUGCAGUCUACCGUAUUUGAGGAAGAUAUAAAUGCGCAAAGUCAAUCAUCCCUCACAAAGCCGAAUGUUGACAUAGCUCUACGACCUUAUUUCGCAGAAACCGACAAAAAAUAUGUACACUAUCUGUUUUAUUCGACUUAUUACAACUUGGUUCCCCAAGCAGUCCGUAUCCGUGCUCAAUCACCUUAUAUUCUAAUACCAUGGAUCAGUCUUUAUGCGAUCAUGAUGAAGGUCAUUCCAACCGAGUUGAGCAAACUAGGUUUUCCAAGUUCUCUGCUCAUAGGCACAUGCAUAUUGAUCACGAUUGUCGUUUUUAUCGGUGGAGUUAUUGGACUUUCAUGGUAUACAGAUAAAUUCGACAUCACAAAUCGGGUGAUAGAAGGAAUUGAAAAUGAUUUGAAAGAGCCUGAUAUUUAUUACCGCGGAACAGUUGAGGCUCCUCGCAAAGGAAAUUUUUGGGUACUAACCUUAAAUAACGAGAUUGUGGGCUGUAUUGGUAUGGAUCAACGACCAGCACCUUUUUUUGACAGAUCGUCAUUGAAUAAGGCGUAUAUGACGGCUUCUCAACAUCCACGUGAUGCACCAGAAGUACAACAGGCAAAAUGGAAAUGGAUUGCCACGUUUAUGAUAAAAUUGGAUGACAUGAUUCGACUUACAAUCGUUGGUCUAAUUGAAACCGUCAGAAAUGCUAUUAUGCGGCUGAAAGGAAGCGCAAAAAACACAACAAAGUAUAAACCCAGAAUCUUGUACGGAGCGCAUAAACCAAAUGAAGCUAGUGUACGUCGUUUGGCUGUGAAGUUAGAAUGUCAAGAUAAUGGAUUGUCCACAGUGUUACUGAAAAGGGUUGCGUUCUGGGCUCAUGCACAUCAGAUUGAUUAUCUCUAUGCAGAAACAGAUGAGCUGCAGACGAAACUAGCAGAAAUCUUGGUUAAGAAACAUGGUUACAUUCUUUUGUCGAAAGAUAAGAUUGGUUUAUUCAAGGAGAAGUCAAAAUUCAAACUUGAUGUAAAAUUAUGGAUGAGCAAGGAGCUUGAAAUGCGAGCGAAAGAUAAGGCACUUCAAGCCCGGAUGAAAGAGGAAAAAGAACUCGAAGAGUUUGAAAGAAGUUACCAACGCACUACUAUCUAA